AUGGAAACAGAUGAGGCUCAAGAUAUGUCCCAGGUUUCAGGAAAGGAAAGUCCUCCAAUUAGUGAUGUCCCAGAUGAUGCGGAUGAACCUAUGCCUGUACCAGAGGACCUUUCAACUAGUACUGGAGGACAACAGAGUGCUAAGAAUGAGAGAGUCUUGGCCGGUAAUAUUAAAAUAGAGACUCAGAGUGAUGAAGAGAAUGGGCGUGCCUGUGAAAUGAAUGGGGAAGAAUGUGCAGAGGAUUUACGAAUGCUUGAUACCUCGGGAGAGAAAAUGAAUGGCUCACACAAUGGCCCAGGCAGCAAGGCUAUGUCAGGAGUUGGAGGCAUUCGACUUCCUAACGGAAAGCUAAAAUGUGAUAUCUGUGGGAUAAUUUGCAUCGGUCCCAAUGUGCUCAUGGUUCACAAACGAAGCCACACUGGAGAACGCCCUUUCCAGUGCAAUCAGUGCGGAGCCUCCUUUACACAGAAGGGCAACCUUCUGCGCCACAUAAAGUUGCACUCGGGUGAAAAGCCCUUCAAGUGUCACCUGUGUAACUACGCCUGCCGUCGCAGGGACGCGCUCACGGGACACCUGAGGACUCACUCGGUUGGCAAACCCCAUAAGUGUGGAUACUGUGGUCGCAGCUAUAAGCAGCGCAGCUCUUUGGAAGAGCAUAAAGAACGCUGUCAUAACUACCUGCAAACCAUGAAUAUCUCAAGCAGCCUUUAUUCAGUCAUAAAAGAGGAAACUAACCAGAGUGAAAUGGCUGAAGACCUGUGCAAGAUAGGGUCAGAAAGAUCCCUCGUGCUGGAUAGACUAGCAAGUAACGUCGCCAAACGUAAGAGCUCUAUGCCUCAGAAAUUUGUUGGUGAGAAAUGUCUGCCUGAUCUUCCAUAUGAUGCCACCACCAACUAUGAGAAGGAGAAUGAGAUAAUGCAGACGCACGUUAUAGACCAGGCCAUUAAUAACGCCAUCAGUUACCUGGGGGCAGAGUCCUUGCGUCCCCUUGUCCAGACACCACCAGGUGGUUCUGAGGUGGUGCCCGUCAUCAGCCCCAUGUACCAGCUCCACAAACCUCUCGGGGACAAUCAAGCUCGCUCCAACCAUACAGCUCAGGACAGUGCAGUGGAAAACUUGUUGCUGCUUUCCAAAGCCAAAUCUGUCUCCUCUGAACGAGAUGCCUCUCCCAGCAACAGCUGCCAAGACUCAACAGAUACAGAGAGCAAUAAUGAGGAACGCAGUGGUUUAAUUUACCUGACAAACCACAUAGGUCCCCAUGCAAGAAAUGGCAUCUCUAUAAAAGAAGAAAACAGGCAAUAUGAUGUCUUGAGGGCAGGUACUGACAAUUCCCAGGAUGCUUUCAAAGUGAUCAGCAGCAAUGGGGAGCAAGUGAAAGUUUACAAGUGUGAACACUGUCGAGUCCUUUUCUUGGAUCACGUGAUGUAUACGAUCCAUAUGGGCUGUCACGGGUUCCGCGAUCCUUUUGAAUGCAACAUGUGUGGCUACCAUAGCCAGGACAGGUACGAAUUCUCUUCCCACAUAACUCGAGGGGAGCACCGUUUCCACAUGAGCUAAAACUCCCCCAGCACAGAUCUAGCCUCAACAGCUGCGUUACUGGAGCUGCACGAGCCACGACAGCAACAAAGCACAAGUCAGCUGGACAGCAGAAGUAACAAGAGAAUCAGAAGUUCAGCUAUCU
This is a messenger RNA of Leptosomus discolor (cuckoo roller), 1681 nucleotides long. The record is from RefSeq and is a predicted model, not a curated record. NCBI's taxonomy places the organism in Eukaryota, Metazoa, Chordata, Aves, Leptosomiformes, Leptosomidae.